Molecule: messenger RNA, 819 nt
Organism: Zychaea mexicana
Lineage: Eukaryota; Fungi; Mucoromycota; Mucoromycetes; Mucorales; Lichtheimiaceae
Exons: 5
Coding region: 1-819 (272 amino acids)
Biological process (GO): tRNA wobble position uridine thiolation
Cellular component (GO): cytosol
Molecular function (GO): sulfurtransferase activity; tRNA binding
Source: RefSeq, a predicted model, not a curated record
AUGCACGCUGAACCACACGAAAAGAAAAAGAUCCAGGUGCUGGACUCUGCAUUGAUUUGUCAUAUUGACGAAUCGGCCUUGUUUGAGGAACAGAGCGAGAGCUCCCACAAAUUAGCGGAUAUGGCGACAAAAGAGUUCCCAAAAAUGGCCUUUAUGUCACGUCCAAUGCAAGACGUAUUCUCUGAUGACUUUGCGAAAAACGCGGAUUUCAAGAAAGUUUUCAAAGCUAUUGCUGGAUCUAGCGAUUACGACUAUCUUGUACAGAUCAAUGAUCAAGAAGCAAUGCCUAGCUCAGAUGCGGAACGAGCAGUUAAGCUUAGAGAGCUAUUCGAUGGCAUUACCAAGAACACAGCAAAGGAGGAUCUCUACUGGCAUAUGAAAAUGACGAUGCUAGUGACGCUGGCAAAGAAAGAAGGAUGCUCAUACAUAUUUAUGGCGGAUUCAUCUACACAACAAGCAAUCAAGAUGAUCUCAAUGACCAGCAAGGGCCGUGGUUACAGUAUUCCAUUUGAUAUUGGUGUGGAGAAUGACAUGACCUUCCCCGACCUAGCCAUUCUCCGGCCUAUGAAGGACAUGCUUUCAAAAGAGAUUGGAUUAUACAACCGGUUUAUGGGAUUAGAGGAAUAUGUUAUUCCUCCAACAGAUUUCAACACUGGAAAGCCUGCAAAGAGCUCUAUCGAACGAUUAACUGAGGAAUUUAUUACCACCUUGGAUCGCGAUUUCCCAUCGACCGUUAGCACUAUAUCCAGAACCGCAUCAAAGCUGACGCCAUUGAAUGAUAUGGAUAUGAGUAAAAAGUGUGCCAUUUGUAGCAUGUAA